Eublepharis macularius is the source of this 3082-nucleotide messenger RNA. It is a transcript of the gene BBS1, whose product is annotated as Bardet-Biedl syndrome 1. Gene Ontology annotation, biological process: non-motile cilium assembly; protein localization to cilium. Gene Ontology annotation, cellular component: centrosome; axoneme; BBSome. The record is from RefSeq and is a predicted model, not a curated record. NCBI's taxonomy places the organism in Eukaryota, Metazoa, Chordata, Lepidosauria, Squamata, Eublepharidae. The coding region runs from base 18 to 1790 and encodes 590 amino acids. Gene Ontology annotation, molecular function: smoothened binding; patched binding. The transcript is spliced from 17 exons.
UUAGCCGUGGUUUUGUCAUGGCGGCCACCUCCUCCUCCAGCAGCGCCGGAGAAAGUACUCAAGCCAAUUCCAAAUGGCUGGAUGCACACUACGACCCGGUGGCCAACCUGUAUGCGUUUUCUUCCUGUGUCACUCUGGCUGACCUCCAUGGUGAUGGAGAAUAUAAGCUUGUGGUGGGUGACCUAGGCACUUCCUGGCAUGACAUGAAGCUGAAGGUGUACCGGGGCACGGAUCUGCUGAGUGAGAACGCCCUGCCGGACAUGCCUGCUAGCGUUGCUGCCUUCCUGAUGGAACAACACGAGCCACGCACACCUGCUGUGGCUGUAGCCUCUGGGCCUUUUGUCUACGUGUACAAGAAUCUCCGUCCCUAUUUUAAAUUUACACUGCCACCCAUGGAAAUCAACCCCUUGGAGAAGGAUGUCUGGGAGCAGGCUAAGGAGGACAAGAUUGAUCCGCUGUCACUGAAAGAGAUGUUGGAGAUGAUCCGAGAGAAGGCUGAGAUUCCUUUGUCUGUGCGGUCCUUGAGGUUCCUGGCCCUCGAGCCCCCUGAGAUGGGAGCAUUUGUGAACCAGUACAAGAUGCAGCCAAUCAAGCGCCAGACAGUGAUCACGUGCAUGGCUACUCUGAAGAAGAACAUGGCAGAUGAGGAUGCCAUCAGCUGCCUGGUGAUUGGAAUGGAGAGCAAUGAAAUCCUGGUUUUGGACCCCGAGGCCUUCACCAUCCUGGCAAGGAUGACAGUGCCAAGUGUACCAACCUUCCUGGAUGUCAUGGGCCAGUUUGACGUGGAAUACCGCAUGACUGUGGCUUGCCGUAAUGGAUGUGUAUACAUCUUCCGCAGAGACUCCAAGCGGCCCAAGUACAGCAUUGAACUGAGCUCUCAGCCCGUGGGUUUGGUUCGGGUCCAAAAGAACAUCGUGGCUGCCUGUUCUGACCAGACACUUCAAGGAUAUACACAGAAGGGAAAGAAACUCUGGACAGUAUCACUGCCAGCAACGCCAAUGACCAUGAGCCUGAUGGAACAGAAAUCCCGGGGUUUCCAGGCUGUGCUGGUGGCUUUGGCCAACAUGGAGGUGCACAUGUACCAAGACAAGAGCCUUGUUACUGUCAUCCGAACACAGGAUGUGGUAACCAGCAUCUGCUAUGGCUGCUAUGGGCGGGAGGACAACACCCUUGUCAUGACAACUAAAGGUGGAGGUUUGAUCAUCAAGAUCUUAAAGCGGACUGCUGUGUUUGAUAGGGGUGAUGCAUCUACAGGGGUUCCCACUGCCCAGAGCAUCAAGCUCAAUGUGCCCAAGAAGACAAAGCUGUAUGUGGACCAGACACUGAGGGAGCGGGAAUGCAGUGUGGCCAUGUAUCAGGUGUUUCAAAUGGAGUUGAACCGUAUCCGCCUCCAGGCGACACGCACCUAUGCCCAGGCACUGGAGUCCAGCCUGACUCCCAUCACAGAGACACUGCAGGAACCGCUCAAGAUGAAUGCUGUGGUCCAGGGCAUUGGCCCCACCUUCAAGCUGACCCUUCACCUCCAGACCACAUCAGCCACCCGCCCAGCCAUCAACCUUCUCAUCAGUUUCCUGUACGACGAAGGCCUCUACUACAUGGCACGUCCCUUCUUCAAGGCUCCUAUGUUGGUCCCUGGGCUGAAUUACCCCCUGGAAACCUUUGUGGAGUGCCUGAGUGACAAAGGGAUCUCUGAUGUAAUUAAGGUGUUCGUGUUGCGGGAGGGAGAGAGCGCCCCAUUGCUCAUGGCGCACAUCAAUAUGCCCGUCAGUGAAGGCCUGGCAGCUGCAUGAACAGUUGGAAUUAUGGUGAAAGGGAAAAGGGAGAGCAGUUUUAGCCUGUAGGCACUUUUCUGGGGCGAAGGCCUCUUCAGUAGCACGCCCUUUACCUCCAUGUGUUCUGGGGUGGGGCAUCCCAGGACAAGGAAGAUGCCAUUCUUUGCUGUGGUAAAUGAUGCUCCUUCCUGCUAGGAAGACGCCAGGAGAUAGAUCCAGCUCUGAACUAGGCAGCUUCCUUCCCAGGUUUGGCGGAGCCUUUGACAGUGAAGCCGGUGGUCUGAGUAGCCCAAUGAAUGAUACUGUUCCUUGAAUUGGUGCUCUGUGUGUGUAUAUCGGCAGGCAGUGUGUGGAGGUGUUUGAGGCUGUGUUAGUAGCCCACCGGGAAUGUGUGUAAACAGGAACAUAUAAAGCCAUCAUGCUGAGUCACUUUGUUAGCUCAUCUAAGCCAAUCUUGUCUCCUCUGACUGGCAGCCGCUCGAAUAGAUUUUCUGGUAUAGGCUUUUUAAAGUGGACAGACAGGAUAUAGAUGAGGUAAAGUAAAAUAAACCUGGCCCUCAUGCAUGCAAAAAGCAUGCAUUCAAACUGUUCUUUGAGCAAGUCUAAAAACAAAAUAGGAUGCUUUUAUCUAAGAAGACCUUCUGAUUCCAGAUGUAGAAGCAAGUGCUUGUGAAUCCUACAGAAGGGGAGGAGAAAUGGCCAUUGCCAUCUUUGGUAUUGCCGCAUUAUCAUACACUCUGCCCUGGCAGCCAGUGAGUAUCAAGGCUGAGUCCCAACUCAGGUUAAGCUCCACUGUCAGCUUGCCUUCCUGUCACAUAGGACACAGCUUAGGUCGUCCCUUAAGGGCCAGAAUCACCUAUUAAUCGCCCUUCUCAUCUUUUCUCCUCCCACUUUGAACAGAAGUUGCACACUGCAUUGUGGCCUUGGUAUCUCAGCCGCUUUGAACCAUCCUGUUUUCUUUCCAUCUCUGGUAAGGGAGGUGGAGCAGCUACACUGGGAGGGCCUUUCCUGUUGUGAGGUGGACAGUGUCAUUGUACUUUUUUCCACAGCUGUGUGGUUUCUUUUUGGCACCUUUUGAUGAACACAGAGGUGUGAAUAAGCAAGUUCUAUCCCCAUUCUCAGUUUUAACCACUAUCUUCAUGAGCGACUGCUGAGUUUCCACUGUCACGAGAUGCUGGUUUGGCAAGUGGCUUAUAGUUUGGAGGUUUGUGGGGGUGGGGUAGGCAAUGAUUCCUUUCUACACCUGGUAAUGCUGAUUUUCCUGAAGCUUAAACAUGCUGCAUUGAACACAUUAGGGUAGUUCCUGGAUU